This is a messenger RNA of Macadamia integrifolia, 1350 nucleotides long. Its product is annotated as elongation of fatty acids protein 3-like. Gene Ontology annotation, cellular component: endoplasmic reticulum membrane. The record is from RefSeq and is a predicted model, not a curated record. Gene Ontology annotation, molecular function: fatty acid elongase activity. Bases 190 to 1203 code for a protein of 337 amino acids. Gene Ontology annotation, biological process: sphingolipid biosynthetic process; fatty acid elongation, polyunsaturated fatty acid; fatty acid elongation, saturated fatty acid. Lineage: Eukaryota; Viridiplantae; Streptophyta; Magnoliopsida; Proteales; Proteaceae. The transcript has a single exon.
AAUUCUUUCUUGACUCAAAAUCCAGGAGUCUCCUUUCCCUAUUCUCUCUCUCUCUCUCUGCAUCUUUUUCUUUUGGUGAAGACUCUUUCUCUAUAUCACUCCUUAAAAUCGAAAUUGGUUUCUUCUGGUCAUCGUUGAAGACAGGAAAAGGGGGAAGAUGUUGAAGGAAGGAAUGAUUUGAUUGGUUGAAUGAACAGGGAAGCAGGGCCCGGAGCUUGUCGCGGUUGGGGUUCUGCCAAUCUUGAAAUCGUUCUAGAUUCAAAGAUGGGCAUCGUCACGAUUCAGAAACAACCACUCUCUUAUUGGCUGUCGGAGCAUCCGGCGAUCGUGGGUUUUCGAUGGAGUCACAGCCAUUCGUGGGGGUCCACAUGGUCCUUCCUAUUCACCUCCAUAGCCGCCUACAUCACCCUCUCCAUUUACCUCCACCUCGUCUUGACCCUCUUCCGCCGUCGCCGUCCGGUGCCGAUGGGUCCCAUUCCGGCAAUUCACAGCCUCUCCAUGGCUCUUCUCUCCGUCGUCAUCUUUGUCGGGAUCCUCCUCUCCACCGCCGCUGAGAUACGUGACACACGGUGGUUCUGGCGGCGUUCCAAGACCCCUUUCCAAUGGCUCCUCUGCUUCCCCUUGGGGACUCGACCCAGCGGCCGCGUCUUCUUCUGGUCUUACGUUUUCUACCUCUCUCGCUUCCUCCACUUGCUACGCACCUUCUUCACAAUCCUCCGUCGCCGGAAACUCACAUUCUUUCAGCUCUUCAAUCAAUCCAUUCUCAUCUGCAUGUCCUUCCUCUGGCUCGAAUUCUCGCAAUCGUUUCAGGUCUUAGCCAUACUUUCAACCUCUCUGCUGUAUUCGGUGGUCUACGGGUAUCGGUUCUGGACGGCAAUUGGGCUUCCCAGCGCUUGCUUCCCCUUUGUGGUGAAUUGUCAGGUAAUGUUGUUGGGUUGCAACUUGGUCUGGCAUGUUGGGGUUCUUCUCUUGCAUCUUCUGAAAGGUGGGUGCAAUGGAAUUGGGGCUUGGAUCUUCAAUUCUGUAUUGAAUGGUGCCAUUCUAUUGCUUUUCUUGAACUUCUAUGUGAAGAUGCAUCUGAGGAAGAGAAAGAUCGUUGCCAUCAAAGAAGACCCUUCAACAAUCCAUCCAUGCUCUGCCUCUGCAUCUGCCAUGGAAUCGAAAAGAGAGAUGCAGAAGAUUGAAGAGAAGAAGGAUCUGUGAUUUGUCUCGAAGCUUGUAUUGUAACUGUAAUAUGCAUCCAUGGAUUCAGGGGAGAAGGACACAAUCAAAUCAAUUCCACCCCAUUUUUUUUGUAUAGAAUCUAACAUAUAAUAAUAAUAAUAAUAAUGAUAAAGAUUGUGGUGAUCA